UUUCUACCUGCCACCCCAGGUCCGGGCCACGUUCUGGGCCGGGCGCGCUACGGUGCGCAGCCCCAGGGCCCAGUAUAUGACCCGCCGUUCUGCUGCCGCUCGCUUCCCCCGCCCCAUGUGGCUGCGGGGCCGCGGCGGCGCUGCCCACCAUGGCCCGGAAAGCAGUUAGCAGGAAGCGGAAAGCGCCCGCCUCGCCGGGAGCUGGGAGCGACGCUCAGGGUCAGCAGUUUGGCUGGGAUCACGCAUUUCACAAAAGGAAAAGACUCCCUCCAGUGAAGAGGUCCUUAGUGUAUUACCUGAAGAGCCGGGAAGUCAAGCUACAGAGUGAGACCAGCUACUCUCGAGUGUUGCAUGGUUAUGCAGCACAGCAACUUCCCAGUCUCCUGAAGGAGAGAGAGUUUCACCUUGGGACCCUUAAUAAAGUGUUUGCAUCUCAGUGGCUGAAUCAUAGGCAAGUGGUGUGUGGUACAAAAUGCAACACGCUAUUUGUAGUGGAUGUCCAGACAAGCCAGAUCACCAAGAUUCCCAUUCUGAAAGACCGGGAGCCUGGAGGGGUGACCCAGCAGGGCUGUGGUAUCCAUGCCAUUGAGCUGAAUCCCUCUAGAACACUGUUGGCCACUGGAGGAGACAACCCCAACAGUCUUGCCAUCUACCGACUACCUACACUAGAUCCUGUAUGCGUAGGAGAUGAUGGACACAAGGACUGGAUCUUUUCCAUUGCAUGGAUCAGCGACACUAUGGCAGUGUCUGGCUCACGCGAUGGUUCUAUGGGCCUCUGGGAGGUGACAGAUGAUGUGUUGACCAAAAGUGAUGCAUGCCAUAAUGUGUCACGGGUCCCUGUGUAUGCCCACAUUACUCAUAAGGCCUUAAAGGACAUACCCAAGGAAGACACAAACCCUGAUAACUGCAAGGUCCGGGCUCUAGCCUUCAACAACAAGAACAAGGAAUUGGGAGCAGUCUCUCUGGAUGGCUACUUUCAUCUCUGGAAAGCUGAAAAUACAUUGUCUAAGCUUCUCUCCACCAAACUGCCGUAUUGCCGUGAGAAUGUAUGUCUCGCCUAUGGUAGUGAAUGGUCAGUGUAUGCAGUAGGCUCUCAAGCACAUGUCUCCUUCUUGGAUCCACGGCAGCCAACUUACAACGUCAAGUCUGUCUGUUCCAGGGAGCGAGGCAGUGGGAUCCGGUCCGUAAGCUUCUAUGAGCACAUCAUCACUGUGGGCACAGGGCAGGGCUCUCUGCUAUUCUAUGACAUCCGAGCUCAGAGAUUUCUGGAAGAGAGGCUUUCAGCUUGUUAUGGGUCCAAGCCCAGACUAGCAGGGGAGAAUCUGAAAUUAACCACUGGCAAAGGCUGGCUGAAUCAUGAUGAAACAUGGAGGAAUUACUUUUCGGACAUUGAUUUCUUCCCCAAUGCUGUUUACACCCACUGCUACGACUCGUCCGGAACGAAACUCUUUGUGGCAGGAGGUCCCCUCCCUUCAGGGCUCCAUGGAAACUAUGCUGGGCUCUGGAGUUAAUGACAACUCACUUUCUCCCAAAAUGCAGAGAUUUACACUAACUUCCAUCCUGAGUUUCCUUGUUUCUUUUUUUUUUACCCCCAGUUGGGUGAGGCUCUCAAAUUUUAGUGGGAACACCAGAGUUUACCUGUGGUUUA
Orycteropus afer afer is the source of this 1648-nucleotide messenger RNA. RefSeq names its product DDB1 and CUL4 associated factor 12 (gene DCAF12). The record is from RefSeq and is a predicted model, not a curated record. Lineage: Eukaryota; Metazoa; Chordata; Mammalia; Tubulidentata; Orycteropodidae. Gene Ontology annotation, molecular function: protein binding. Gene Ontology annotation, cellular component: Cul4-RING E3 ubiquitin ligase complex.